Molecule: messenger RNA, 2872 nt
Organism: Haliotis rufescens (red abalone)
Lineage: Eukaryota; Metazoa; Mollusca; Gastropoda; Lepetellida; Haliotidae
Exons: 6
Coding region: 131-1114 (327 amino acids)
Molecular function (GO): carbohydrate binding
Source: RefSeq, a predicted model, not a curated record
AAUUGUGUAUGGCUUUCCAUAACUGAGGACGGGUAGAUGGACAAUAUAUCUAUAAUAACUACGUUUUCGUCAGCAAACUUCAUCAAUACUUCUCUUCUCUCUUACCGAUCUCGUUUCUGAGAAAACAGAAAUGCAUUUAAGACUUUUUACCAUAGUCCUAUUCCUGACUGGUGUAGGAUCAGGAUGUUGCACUUGCUUCAAUGCCUCUUCUGUUGUGGCGUUAGAUGCGCAUAUUGAACGUUACAUAUUUAGGAAAGUAAGGUCACAGUCUCUCUAUUCCUGUGCAUCGGCAUGUCUGAUGUCUUCAGUCUGCAUGUCCUUCAACUUUGAGACCAAGACUCGCAUCUGUGAACUCAACAGCAACAGCAGUGACCAGGUGGCCGUCACAACGCAGCCAGGAUUUCUCUACAGUGACAUCAACCACUGGCCUAAGUCACUCGCUGGCGCCUGCUCGGGGAAACUUUGUCCAAUGUCCAGAUGUUAUCUAGAUCGACUGGGUCGGGCAUCAUGUGAGACAGUUACAGAGUUUCAAGGCUGUGCGGCACCACCUGCUGUUGCCAAUGCUGAAAUGCAUUAUGAGGGAGUGUACGAAGGAGCAGUUGCAGAAUACACUUGCAGGGACAACUUUAUGAUGUGCACUGCAAGACACAGCAGAGUUUGCCAGUUGACAGGAAAUUGGAACGGUUCUGUCGGCCCGUGCGCACAGUACAGUUGGGACAACCCGGUGAUGAACUCCCGCUUCGUCGUGCCUUGUGGGAAUUCAAGGAGUUUCAAAGUGGCAAUGUACAUCACUCCAACGGCCGAUAAACCACUAACUACAAAUUUUUACGGAGGAGGAAAUAUUCUGUAUCAUAUGGUCUUCCGACUGAAUGAAAACAAGCUAGUAUUCAACUCACAAUUCUCCGGUGUGUGGGGAGCAGAGAUUAAGCUAUCGCCGGUCCCAUUGGCAAUAGGUAUCGAGUCUCUGGUGGAGAUACGACUGGAUCAAGGCAUGUACAUGCUAGCUAUAGAUGGAUCAAGCAUACAUAACUUCACAGACAGAUACCCGAAUGCGAUUCCGGAAUACAUCUUCAAUGGCGACGCCAUCCUCACAGCAGUGUACAUCACCAUGUAACGUUGUUGUCAUGAUCAACUGACUCUCGGUCACAAAACCUGCAAAACGAAAACAUCCCACAGCAGAGCUAAACAGUUUCUGGACAUACAAAGCAAUGUGAACAUUGUAUCAGUCAGCGGAGUAUCAGACGUUUCUUUCAAAACUAUGGAUGACACAUUAGGUAGUCACUCCUCAAGUCGCUUUUAGAUGACAUUGCGGUUUCAAAAACGUAUAUUAUAUAACGUAUUCAUUGUAUAAAAAAUAUUAAGUGAUCUUAUAUUUGUGACACAAUGAAACCAUGCACACUUGCUUGAUAAUCUUUUGGACGGUAUUUGUUGACUUAAAAACUGGUUAUCUGGUAUUUGCUGUGUAUUCUUUCCUCCUUUUCGAGAGAAUGGAAGCAUCCACAUGUUCUAUGUAUUGCUGAUAAUAUGCUCUUGUUCAUUAAUCUUAAUAAAAAUCACAACAAACCUCUGGAAUGUCAUAAGAGAUGGUGACACGUUUUGCAGUAGUUCCUACUGCCUAUGGAAUGUCCCUUAUGCCAUCCUUGGGCUGUGGAUAGUCUCUUCCAUUUUAAAAGCUUAUGCAAUUGUUUUGAGAGAUAAGACGCUAUUAAGCAUUUCAAAUCUGUCGCGAUCGUUCAGCUCCUAACUGUCGUAUGGAAUACCCCUUGAGACCAGUGAGACAGCAUCGUCCGUUUCAUAUUUAGAUCCACAUUGUUUGUUCAAGGUUUUCAAUAUUCAAUGCCCCAGUAAAGCUUUCAAAAAAAAGGUUUUUAUAGUUGACAUGUGUAGCACAUUUGACGCAUCAGUGACAACAGUUAUGUCCGAUGCAAUUUCCUAUUUUGACUCUGAUGCUCUUUUCAGAUGAACACUUGGUUUAGCUUUGCAUGUGUUUGUAAUGGUGCCACUGUUCGUAGUUGCACAAUUACAUUGUUUUGACUCGACCUGUAACCUGUAAUGGGAUGUCGUCAGAUUUUUGUGUUGCAGUAGCGAUCACUAAGGCCUGAUUUUAAUAAGAUUCUUUCAGCUCAUCCAUGAACUUUAGCUCUAUUCCACCAUGUACAACAAUGUUUGAACAUCCUUGUCUGCACAGUGUUAGUUUUAAUUGUACAUUCCACAUUUAAAAGGAGUCCACUUCAAGUAUAUGUGUAGAAUAUAUUGUGCUGAGGGUUGGUAAUGAGCACAGGUCCUUAAGGAUGUUCAUGGACCCACUAAUCUCUCUCUCUCUCUCUCUCUCUCUCUCUGUCUCUCUCUCUCCUCUCUCUCUCUCUCUCACGUUAUUGAAUUCCCAAUCCUCUUAAAAUAUCUCUAUGACUUUACGAAAUUAACUAACAGAAGCAGUCCACAUUCGCCGCCAUGAGCAAUCAGUCAACAGAGAUAACGUUAUUUCAUCCCAUCCACCUACUAUGAACAUCCUUGUCUGCACCGUGUUAGUUUUAAUUGUACAUUUAUGAGUAGUUGAUUCCACAAUUAAAAGGAGUAGUACACUUCAAGUAUAAGUUUAGAUAUGUAUCUUGCACUGAGGGGUGGUAAUGAGCACAGGUCCUUAAGGAUUCUCUCACGUUCUUUACAUUCCUUACAUAAUAUUGUGAGAGAGGAAAGAAAAUGUACAUUGUGUAAAAAUUUGAUAUGUGAUGAAAUGCACUUUUUAUUGGAAUGUCCACAACUCUCAGAAAUUAGAAACAAGUUUUUGCCUCAAUACUACUGUAUGUAUCCUUCUUCCAUAAAAUUCUCUCAUUUGAUGUCCAUUACUUAUAAGCCAAUUCUAUUAAAACUG